Molecule: messenger RNA, 7788 nt
Organism: Coregonus sp. 'balchen'
Lineage: Eukaryota; Metazoa; Chordata; Actinopteri; Salmoniformes; Salmonidae
Source: the annotation of a GenBank genome assembly
AUGUUCUUCUACGUAUCUUAGUGAGUCAUUUGUCCCACACCAACUGUACCUGCACUUUCUGUUCAGUUUUUUCUGUAUUAGUUCUUUCGCAGCACGGCGAGCGCAAAUAGAUACAAUCCUUCAGCGAACAUGUUUGGUUGUGCGGAACACCAUGCUUUAGAAGGGCACGUUAUUUUUAGGGGGCGAGGCUGGGUCCUUGGCACUCUGAGGGUCAGACGCUUGCUUGCGUGUGUGGGGGGGGGGGGGGGGGGGGGGUGUACGCCUGUGUGUGUGUUUGGGGUGCCUGUGUGUGCAAAGCCCCCCUGUCACGCAUGGCCAGUUUGUUGUUCAGGGCCCUGUUUGUGGCGAUGCAGUUGUGUGCGUCACAGUGAUAUGGAGAGGGAGAGCGAGGGGGCGGCAGACGCAUUUUCCCUUCACGGCACACCAGAUGAAAUCGUGACAUCUUUAGUCCUCAUGCCGUUUCACGCUGUGUUCGCAUACGAGUAGCUGGUGCCUAAUAUCAGGGGUUUCCCGCAUGACAAUACUUUAUCAGAGCACACUGCACAGUAAACAUAUCCACGUAUAUCUAAAGAACACACAUCUACUUUAGCUAUGUGCACACUUCCUGCUAAUCCGCAUAGUCACCGUGUUCGUCUGUGUAUCUGGGUAAAUAAAGAGCAAGGGUGUCUAGUGGUGUAGUUGUGCGUCUUUACCUGUGUCUGUGUGUUUCAUUGUGUAUCAUUUGACCCGAUUUUAGUGUGUGCGUGGUGUGUCCCUUUCCUGAUUUUUGUUUAAUCCACUUAAUUCAAAGCUCCGCUUAUUCUGUCCUGUAAUUCAGUUCAUUCCACCUAUACAAACUCUCUGUGGCAGGGUGCUCCUCUACUUCACCCCAUUGUUUUGCAUGUGUUUUUAUAAGCAAGGCCAUCCGUGAGAUCAGUAGUUUUGUUUUUGUGGCAGUGUGUGUGCUUGCCGGUGCCUGUAUGUAUGGUUGCGUGCAUUUGUGCCCGUGGGGGUGUGUCUGUGUUUGUCUGCCUGUGCUCUGUCUGUACGCCUGUGCUGUGUGUAUGUGUGUUUCUGUUUCCAGCCUGGCCCUUUCUCUCUCCCCCUCUCUCUCUCCCUCCUCUUCCCUCUGCAAUAACAGUGCUGACCUAGUUCCUGCCUGUUCAGGGCUGCCUGUGGAAUUUUACAGAGGCCUGCCUGCCUUGCUGCUUGAAAACGCAGGCAGAAAAGCAUGACUGAGGAUUUUUCUUCUUGUCGCACCAUUAGGCCUCAACAGCCAUCUUCCCCAAUCUGCAGAGUCCAUAGAAUGGCCUGUGCUAAAUAUGGAAUAACAAAAAAAAUGCUUAUUGCGAACUGAAUAUGAAUAGAUAGCAGGCAAGUGGAUCUGCCGUAAUCGGCGUUGAAAUUAGAAUGGAAAUGGGAAGCGCCCCGUCGACCGUUGCUCGUCUCCUCGAGCUUAGCUGCGACAGAACCGGAUGCAGUGGGCAGAAAAACACCCCUCCUCCACAACCCACCCCCCCACCCUCCCUGGCUCCCACUUCCCCUCCCUUCACAAAUAAUGGUUAGAGUCAUGGCCGUCAAAUUCUGACCACUGCCAGGAAUGGGCCAGCAGGCUGUGAUGGGAAUCACCCCCCUUUUCCCCCACCAAAGGGGACUUAUUUUAAGUUAGCAGGGCUAUGAGAUGCAAGUCAACACUCUAUUCCCGGGGGAAUCUUGAUUAAAUCUGAAAGCCUUCCAAUUAGGCAACGGGAAUGUUGUGGUACAGCCGAGAUGGAUACUUGGAAUGCCUUUCCCGUCUCUGCGUGCUGAAAUCUACACCAGCAUUGCAACAUAGUCCUCCCUCUUUCUCCCUUUCCCUCCUCUCGCCAUUCCUUUUUAGAUCAGUUGACGUUUUGUUGCGUUUCUUAUGCUACUUCUAAUAUUUUCUUAGCAUGGCAGAAUAUUUUAAGGAUAAUCUAGUUUUUCUGGAAUUAUACAUUCAAAUGUAGCAUUUAUCUACAGCGUUUUACAAAAAAUGCCUGCAGGGAUCCAUUCUAGCUGUAACACUCAUCCGUUCUAUCUCUUGUCAUUUCUCAGGUUUUGUGGGCUGGUCAUGGUGCCUCAGCCGGAGGUGUGCGACCCUCUCCACGCGAGCCUCUUCCUGCUGCGCAUGAACAAGCAGCGCCUGGCCGCCGGGCCCGCCCUCUUCUGUGACGUCAACCUCAUCGCCACCAGCGACGCCAAGUUCACCGCCUGCAGCCAGUACUUCCGCCAGCUGCUCCUGUCGGCGUCUUCCCCACUGCCUUCGGGUCCUGUAUUCGACACCCACCAUCAACCCCCUCUUCUGGGGGGGUUGAGCGAGUCCUGGAGCUGCCUUACCUCCAAUCCAGAGUGCUGUCCAACCUGCUCGACUUCAUCUACACCUCCCGCGUCCCCCGCCAGGGCUACAAGGUGAAAAGGCGUCUAUCAGAGGCGGGCCUCAGCCUCUGGGUGCCCUUCUUGACCCACCUGGUUGAGGAAGAGGAGGAACCAGGGGAGAUGAAGGGUAAAAGCAGGCAGGGCCGAGGAGGGGAGGCGAUGAUGGAGGGGCUGAUGGAGGACGGGGCAGACAGCCCAGAGAACGCUAAGAUCACCCUCAGUUUCCCCCUCAGCGCCGCCCUGCCUGCUGCCCUCACCGUUCACAACCACCACCCGUCCUCGGCCACAUCCUCCCCCCGCUGCCGACACUCCUCCUCGGCCUCCAAGGGGUCCAAUGAGGAGUCGCCGUGGAAACUGGCCAUCGCCGCCACCACGGACAAACGGCGGCCGUUUAAACAGCCCCGACAUGACAGUUCUCCAUCCUCUUCCUCCGCCUCCUCCUCCCAUUCCUCUUCUUCCUCUCCCAUGGAUCUUACUGCACUGGUCAAAAAGGACACCAAAUCCCCCCUGCCUCUUUUCAAAGCCAGUCUGGACUCCCAGUUCCACAGGUUCCCCCCCAGGUCCUCCAAUGGGCCUAUAGGGGGUUACCCAGGGGAAGGUCACAGACUGACCAAUGGCACAGCCUCCCCCUCAGAGACUGCACAGAUCCUGUUCAACCUGAGCGCCGUGGCCUAUCAGGGCCAGGGGAGGCGGGACACAGAGAAAAAGGAGAAAACAGGAAAACAAGGAGGGAAGGUGGGCAGCCCACAAGUUGGACCAAACCUACACAUGCCCACCCUCCACCUUCUUCCUCCUUCUCUUCCUCACCCCUCUGAGUCUUUCAUCCCUCCCCCUCUUACUCCUCACUCCUCCUCCACCCCCCCAGAUGUCCCCAAGCCGGAGCUGAUAUGUGGGGUGUGCCACCGCCUCUUCAGCUCCGCGUCCUCGCUCACGGCCCACAUGCGGCUGCACCGUGGCGGCCGUGCCCUCAGCUGCCAGCACUGUGGCAAAGCCUUCAUCCACAACAAGAGACUACAGUCCCACGAGGCCUCUUGCAGGCACGCUCUGAGCCCGGCCAUCCCCUCUAGCCUCCCCCUUCUCCCCAUCCAGCCAAAAGAGGAACCACUGGAGGAGGGGGAAGUUAGGGUGGAGGGAGGACAGAUUCUGGGGGCAGGUGAGGAAGAUAUGAAGACUGGCAAAGGGAAGAAAGGGCGAGGUCUACUGGUUCGACACGAAGGCGACGUGUCAGAGCUGGUGGGGGACGAGGACCACUUCGUCAAGGUGGUAGAUGGCCACGUUAUCUACUUCUGCUCCGUGUGUGAGCGCUCCUACAUGACCCUGUCCAGCCUCAAGCGUCACUCCAAUGUGCACUCGUGGCGCCGCAAGUACCCCUGCCACUUCUGCGACAAGGUGUUCGCCUUGGCCGAGUACCGCACCAAGCAUGAGGUUUGGCACACGGGCGAGCGCCGCUACCAGUGCAUCUUCUGCUGGGAGGCCUUCGCCACCUACUACAACCUGAAGACCCACCAGAAGGCUUUCCACGGCGUCAGCCCUGGCCUCAUCUCCAGCGAGAAGACAGCCAACGGCGGCUACAAGCAAAAGGUCAACGCUCUCAAGUUCUACCGCCUGCUCCCAAUGCGUUCCCAGAAGAGGCCCUACAAGACCUACAGUGACUCCCUGGCCAGGGGCCUGCUGCUGCCCCCUUCUGACCCCUCUUCCGUCCCUCUGUCCCUGGACUGCAGCCUGGACACCGGUGACCUUCACAGCCUCAUCAGUGGCUCUCUACCCAAGGGUGUGAAGCCUGACCCUGAAGAGUUCCCUGCCGGCUUCCCCCUCACAGUGGGCCUAGAGCAGGGAGAGAUCCCCACACUGCCCCCUACCCUAACAGGCAUGGCCCUAGGGAGAGUAGCUGACAGAGAGGCAGCAUCAGAGUCAGAGAAGGUAGGUAGCCAUGGCAGCAGCUCCAAGGUAACGGUUGGCAACAGAGUCAAAGCUCCCAAGGUCAGCGGUAGCCCAGAGUUGGGUUUGUCCUCUGUGAUCACGUACGGCCACCCCAAGCCCUCCGUCAUAGUGCAUGGCACAGCAGUGUCAUCCGUCAUUGUCCAUAGCAACCAGGUCACCUCCGGGGGCGGGAAAAGCCCCCUGAGCAGUCCCUCCCCUGAACCUAGCAACAGCCAGACACUCCCCAAGGCCAGUGCAAAGCCUGUUAAAAAGCAUAGGGAAAGUAUGGAGAGCCAUAGGAAGAGAGCUAAAUUAGUGGACAGAUCAGACACCACAGAGGAGUCCGAGAGGAGAUCUGAGACAGGUAGGUCCCAUCAUAAGUCCUGCAAGAGUGACAGCUCCUCAGCCAAACAGUCGUCCACUGGGUCAGAGGGUAAAGGGGCCGGGCCGCUGUGCCAGAUCACGGUGCGGAUAGGCGAGGAAGCCAUGGUCAAGCGCAGCAUCUCCGAGACGGACCUCAAGAGGGACAGGAGCCCCCCUCCUUCCAAAGCAAAAAAGACAGACUCCUCCCCACAGGACACCAAGGAACCUCGCCACUCACACCACCACCAUCAUCACCACAAACACCGCUCCCAUCGCAGCUCUAGCAUCGGAGCUGAGGGGGAGAGAGUAGAAGAUGGGGAGAGAGAGAAAGGGGAGAGCAGGAAGAAAAGUCCCAUCGACCCGGGCAAGGUCAGAGAGUACUACUUACGCCAGGAGGUGCGCAAGCAAGGGGAGAGUGAAGACGAUGAGGACAACCUCUGGAGGCCUUACUACUCCUACAAACCCAAGAGGAAGGCCACGCACGUCCACAAAGCAAAGAACUGGCAGCGCAAACUGCACUACAAACGCUCCCUCCGGCUUAUGAUGAGGGCCGAGGGACUCAUGGACCAUGUAAAUAAGGAGGCAGAGGAGCAAGAGGAGGAGGAUGGAAAGAUGGACAAGGAUGAGGUGGAGCAGGAGGGGGAGGGGGAGGUGAAAGGUCACAUGGAACAAGAGAAGGGAGAGGUACCUGAAUCCCUCAGUACUUCCCCUAUACCUUCAAAAGACAAAGAAGUGGUGGAAGAAAUCCGGGAGGCCCACCUUAAGCCCACUAAUCCUCCCCUGGCUUCUCCCCAACCCCCUCUGGCUACCUCAUUCUCCCCUAUGGACACAAAACGCCGGCCCUGGUCCAAUGGGAGUGCGUCAGAGUGCGAUACGUGCGGCCGCUGGUUCUCCAGCUCCAGGAAGCGGGAUAAACACGAGCUCAGCCACCUGCUGGAGUUUGUGUGCCUCCUUUGUAGGGCCCCUUUCCCUUCCAGGGACCAGCUGGAGGAUCACCAGAGAACCCGUCACCCCAAAGCCCCCGACCCGCUGUCCGUGCCACCCCGAGCGGGACCUCAGUCCCAAAAUGAGGGCACGGAGAGGGAAACUGAGCUGGCAGAAGUAGACAGGGCGAGAGAGAGGCUUAUACUAGGGAAGGGAAGUCCAAGUCGCCUAAGCAGGAGGUCGUUGGCAAGACACACCUGUCCGCAGUGCCAUAAGGUAUGCAAGACAUCCUCCGCGCUAAACCGCCACGUGAGGCGCCACGAGUUAAGCAGCUCCCCAGAGAGAGAAAGGGAGGCGACGCAGCCAGAGCCAAAAGCUGCAGCAGAGACUUCAGUUAGCACUGUUAGCAAAGACCUAGACACCAUGAGUGGCCAUGUUCCCAUUGUUCAGUCUGUCCCAGUUAUCAGCUACCCUAUCCCAGAGCCACAGCAUAGUAGCGAGGGCAUAGAGGCACAGCAGUGCGCAAGCCAGCCUAGCAAAGUGAAAGCAGAGCACCAUAUUCCAACACUGUGCAGCAGCCCUGAACUCAAUGUACUCACAACUCCUGUUCCUGACAGAGAGCCCAGUCCACAGAUUAUUCAGCCCCCUCCAGAGAUCCCCAUGGCCGUUAUCCCCACUUCCAACAGGCCCACACCCUCUCCCUCCUCCUUCUCCCCCUCCUCCUCCUGCUCCUCGGCCCUCCAGGGUGUGCUGGUCAUGAGCAGUGGAGCUGAAUGUCUGGAAUACCGGACCCCCAGGAAGAGGAGUCUGGAUGGGCAGAGCCACAGGAGGACCAGCCCUGCACCUGUCACGGGACCACCCACUGCUUCUCCAAAUAUUCACCUGACCUCGCAGAUGAGAAUCAACCACACUGCGGCUCCUCCGUCCGUUGCUAUGACAACAGUGCCCCUCCGAGGGGUCUGUGGCGUGAAGCAGGAGGGGGAUAUUGCGGAUAAAGGACUGAGGCAGGGAUGUGGGAUGGGCCGCCUCCAUCAUGCUGGUUUUAAGGACUCACCAGUGGCCCAAGAUCUCAGGGUCCCGCCGUUGUCCAGGAGCCCCAGUCCUAAGCAAGCACAAGACCUGACCAUGUCCUCAAUCCUAGCCAGGGAGAGGGAGGUGGAAAAGGAAAGGCAGAGAGAAUGGGAGAGGGAGAUGAAGAGAGAGCUGGAACGGGAUAUGGAGAGAGAGCUGGAAAGGGGGAGGCAGAGAGAAAAGGAAAGGGAUAUGGACAGAGAGCUAGAAAGGAGGAAACAGAGGGAGAGGAAUAUGGACAGAGUGCUGGAAAGGGAGAGGCAGAGAGAAAGGGAGAUGGAGAGGGCUCAGCAGACUAGGGGGGCAUCUCACCCCCCACAGGAGCAGCUCAGAGACAUGGAGGUGCUCCUCCUGGUACCCAAAGAGGAGCCGAUUAGUCCCGCACCGUCCCCUAUACACACACCCAUUCAAACCACUAUUAACAGCCCCCCCUUUCAGAGGCGGCCCUCCAAGUCCCCUUGCCACUCCCCCACUGCCAUGGACCUGCUGAUGCAGGCCAACCGCCAAGUUUCCCAGUCCAUGUGUGGCACACGGGGCCCCGAGAGGCUUCAGUUGCCCACUGGAUCGGUUGGUGGCAGUGACCGCCCCUCGGCCCACGCCCUACUGCUCCCACGGGCCCCCCCACCGUCCGAGGCAGAGCCCCAGGACCACUCCCCAGUGCCAUCCAGAGACCCUCACAGAGGUGAUGUCACUGCCAGGGGAUACCCCAUGCAGGACUACCCCCUGCCCCUCAUUGUCCAGGGUGGCUACCGCUCUGGCAAGAAGCAGGAGGACAACCUGCUCAUGUCCUACCCGACCGGGCCUCUUGCCUUCGGGCCAUUGGGGAAGAUGAUGCCUACCGGGGACCUAGCCAAACUGCCCUUCUACCCCGACCCAUACCACCUGCUCUAUGGGCCGCAGCUGCUGGCCUACCCCUACAACCUGGCCUCCCUGCCCAUGGCUCUGAACAUGAUGGCCCCUGGGGACGACAAGGUGGAGCCGCUGCCCUUCCUCCCCGCCCUCUUCAACUACGCUGCUGCAGCUGGUCCCUACACUGGCAUGGUGCCACACCACCUAGUGGCCAACCCCAGUCUCUACAACAGCGGUGGCGGCAGCAGCAAAAAACAGAGGGACAGCAGCAACGGCAAGCCGUAG